GCUUUUUACUUCACGUUCAACGUUCACUUAACUAUUACGUACCUGACAAUUCUGACGUCAUUUUAUUUGUACUGAUUGAUUUAAUUUUAGUGAUUCGAUCAUAAUUCAUUUAGUCUAUAGGUUUCUCUAUACACAAAGUUUCAAAGGUUUUUGUCUGCAUAAACAUUGACAUUCACGAUGGCUGCGAAAGGAAAAGAAAAUUAUGGUGAUUUGCAGUUCAAUUUAAGUAAUGGGGUCACGAUGCCAGCUGUGGGGUUGGGAACAUAUCGUGUUCGCAACAGUGAAGAACUUUACGUGGCUGUUGACAAUGCCUUAGAAGCUGGAUAUAGAUUAUUUGACACAGCUGCUGUUUAUUAUAAUGAAAAACAUCUAGGACAUGCAUUACGUCGCCUUUUGCCAAAAUACGGACUUCAGCGCAAAGACAUCUUUAUCACAACUAAAUUAUCUCCGUCUGACCUCGGUGGAGCUUCAGUCGUCUCUAAUGCUCUCAAUACAUCCUUAGACAAUUUAGGCCUGGAUUAUAUAGAUUUGUACCUGAUCCAUUUUCCUGGCGCUGCCGGAAUACCCGCUCAGAGUCCCAAGAAUGCAGAAUUACGUGUAGAAGCCUGGACCGAAAUCAUUAAACAGUAUAAGCUGGGUAAGAUCAAGGCGAUCGGCGUGUCGAAUUUCACAGUCAGACAUUUGACGCAAUUGGCUAACGCUACGGACUUGACACCUAUGGUUAAUCAGGUGGAAUGGCAUCCUCAUUACUAUCAGCCAGAUUUACUACAGUAUUGUAACGACCACAACAUACGUCUACAAGCAUAUUGCUCUUUCGGUGGACUGGCCAUAAAUAACAAGUCUUUGUUUGAUGAUCUUGUGGUAGUAGACAUUUCUCGUAAACAUUCAGCAACGCCUGCCCAAGUUUUACUCUCGUGGGCAGUGCAUCAAGGAGUAGCCGUCAUUCCAAAAUCAACCACACCACAGAGAAUCAAAGAGAAUAUACAGCUUAACUUCGGACUGUCCGACAAAGACAUUUCACAGAUUAAUUCCCUUGGUGCUGUGAAUUGCAAGUAUGCUUGGGACCCUAACCCAAUCGCUUAGUGUUACAUGCUUUUUUAAGUGCUAAUACAUCAAUUACGUAACUAUUAUUGAGACAUUUAAUUUACUCCAUUCAAUAAAUUAAGUGGUUGAAUUUGUAAUGUACAGAAUACACAAGCUUUCACUACAUUCUGCAAAAUAUCAUGAUCUUUUGUGAAGUGAUGUCUAGUAUUAUUAAGUAAAUUACUGUUUUUAAAUGUUCCUUAGAAUUAAAAACUGAAUUGUUGCAUUUAAACA
Bicyclus anynana (squinting bush brown) is the source of this 1317-nucleotide messenger RNA. RefSeq lists its product as uncharacterized. Gene Ontology annotation, molecular function: oxidoreductase activity. The transcript has 6 exons. The record is from RefSeq and is a predicted model, not a curated record. Bases 178 to 1083 code for a protein of 301 amino acids. NCBI's taxonomy places the organism in Eukaryota, Metazoa, Arthropoda, Insecta, Lepidoptera, Nymphalidae.